Eremothecium gossypii ATCC 10895 is the source of this 1227-nucleotide messenger RNA. RefSeq names its product septin CDC11 (gene CDC11). Gene Ontology annotation, molecular function: molecular adaptor activity; GTPase activity; GTP binding. The transcript has a single exon. Lineage: Eukaryota; Fungi; Ascomycota; Saccharomycetes; Saccharomycetales; Saccharomycetaceae. Gene Ontology annotation, cellular component: cell division site; septin complex; septin ring. The record is from RefSeq and is marked provisional. Bases 1 to 1227 code for a protein of 408 amino acids. Gene Ontology annotation, biological process: actomyosin contractile ring assembly; division septum assembly; protein localization to bud neck.
AUGGCGGGCAUUAUUGAAGCGUCAGUAGCACUCAGGAAGAGAAAGCAUCUAAAACGGGGUAUCCAGUUCACGGUUAUGGUGGUUGGACAGUCCGGGUCGGGUAGAUCGACGUUCAUCAACACGCUGUGUGGACAGGAGGUGGUGGAAACCUCUACAACGGUGCUGCUACCCGAAGACGACGCGGCACAGAUCGACGUGCAACUACGGGAGGAGACAGUGGAGCUGGAGGACGACGAGGGCGUCAAGAUCCAGUUGACAAUCAUCGACACGCCGGGGUUCGGGGACUCGUUGUACAACUCGCCAUCCUUUAACAUGAUCUCGGACUACAUAAGGCACCAGUACGACGAAAUCCUUCUGGAAGAGAGCCGCGUGCGGCGGAACCCGCGGUUCAAGGACGGGCGCGUGCACUGCUGUCUCUACCUCAUCAAUCCGACCGGGCACGGGCUCAAGGAGAUUGACGUGGAGUUCAUGAGGCAGCUCGGCCCGCUCGUGAACGUGAUUCCGGUGAUCAGCAAGUCGGAUUCGCUGACCCCGGACGAGCUGAAGCUCAACAAGAAGCUAAUAAUGGAGGACAUUGACUACUACAACCUUCCAAUCUAUAGUUUUCCGUUUGACCAGGACGUGGUGAGCGAUGAGGACUACGAGACGAACACGUACUUGCGCUCGCUUCUUCCAUUCUCGAUUAUUGGCUCCAACGAGACCUUCGAGGCUGCCGAUGGCCGCGUCAUACAUGGGCGGCGGUAUCCCUGGGGCACCGUGGACGUCGAGGACCCGGUGGUGUCGGACUUCUGUGUCCUGCGGAACGCGCUCUUGAUCUCACACCUGAAUGACUUGAAAGACUACACUCACGAGCUUCUCUACGAGCGCUACAGAACAGAAGCGUUGUCGGGUGAUGUGCUGACAGCCAGCAGCGUCCCAUCUAAGACGGUGAUUAACGGCUCAACAGAGUACGCCGGCUCGCCCGUGCCACCCGCUACGGCCUCGGACUCCGUGCAUGUGAGCGGCCACGAGGCGGAGUCGCGCAACAGCACGAAGCAGUCUUCCAACCAGGAUACGUACCUGGCGCGGGAGGAGCAGCUCAGACUGGAGGAGCAGAGAUUGAAAGUGUUCGAGGAGCGCGUCCAGCAAGAACUGUUGUCGAAGAGGCAAGAGCUAUUGCGCAGAGAGCAAGAGUUGAGGGAGAUCGAGGAGCGUCUGGAAAAAGAAGCCAAAACUAGAGUCGAAUGA